GAAAUGUUUUCGCUCCAGUGCUGUCAUUUUCUAUUCAUCUCAAUUAUGCUAGUCUUCUGUAUUGAAUAGUUACUACAUUCCUAUCCAAAGAGACAGUAUUUGAUGUAAAUACACGAAAUAUAUCAGGUACAACACUUUAACGAUUGCCAACAUCGUCUGAAAUGCGGUUCYUGAAAAAAUAUUWACGAUUACAAAGUGAAGAAUCACCUGAUUAUCGCGCAGGACUAUUUUGAGGUUGAGUAGAGAUAAACUCGGCGACAAAAAUACCGAAUACUGUUUACUCCUAGAUUAAGAAAGCCGCCUCAAUUUCCGAGGGUAAUUUACAACUUCAUAUCGAUCUUAAAUCGAUUGUAAAGUGUUCAAAUACAGUAUUAAAUAACUGACGUUUUAUAGGAUUUUUUUCUGUGUAACGUUUCGGAGUUGUUUAUCCUGUAAUCCUCUCAGCAUAUUUACCUAAAGAUAAAAUGCAACAAUUUUUCUUACAGCUGCACGAUAAACCUUUGUGUAAAGUUAAGAUAUGACUUAUACAAUUUGAAACACUACUGCCGCGUAUCAUGAAGAUUUCCGAAGAAAAAAACACGAAAGAUAUGGAUCUUGAUGAAUCACAACCACCUAUUUAUAAGGAAAAGAUGUUGGCAAUUAAAUACACUUUUAUCAGCUUUUUGUCCAAUACGACUCUGCUCUUAAAUAUUUAGGRAAUUUCAAUUAUCAAAAACCCGAAAGUUCGCCAGGAAAUGGUGUUUCUCGCUAAGGGGCAUCGAUGUCUGGUGCUUUGAUCUAAUUUCAUCGUUUUGUUCAAGCCAGGAGUGACGCACUAAAUGGCUCAAUUGCCCCGAUGGUAAUUCGCUCCCUCGCUUUAUAAGGCGAUCACGUGAUUCAUAGAGAGGAAAGGUGCACCAAAUCGCACUGUUCUCACGUAAAACAAGAGCAAAUCACGCGAAACGUAUUACGAUAUUGAUAAGUUUGAGAUGAAAGUCAAAAAGAUCAGUAAAGUUACAAGACAUUUAGAAGCUUUAUCAAGUUGCAUUUCUGCAAGUUAACGAUGGCGAAGAGCUUAGAAGACCGUAAAACAAGAAAAAUUUGGCAAUUGUUUACAUUACUUCUGUUUUGCUGCUUCCUGUUAGAGAAUGUUACAACCGAAGAAUGUUCACCAGAAACAAGACGRGCGAUGGAAGAAGCACAAAACCUGUCAGACUUCAUAAACAGCGUGAUCCAGAAAUAUCAUAGAAACGUCAGACCAAAUGCUGGAGGGAAAAAAGUUAUGGUUGAAGUAGAAUUUAAAGUUAUAUCAUUUGGCGAAAUAAAGGAAGCAGAAAUGGAGUACUCGAUGGAUAUAUUCUUUCGACAAUGGUGGUAUGACAGGCGAUUUGCACAUAACUUUAGUACACCUUUUACCAUGGCAGCAGACCCUACUGAGAUGUUCUGGACACCUGAUACUUAUUUCUGGAAUGUCAAGCAAGCUAAUUAUCACAGGGUGACCAGAGAGAACAUGAGAGUCAUGAUCAAUCCUGAUGGAAAAAUCUAUUUUAGUGCAAGGAUCACUUUAACUCUACAAUGUGAUAUGGACCUUCGUCUUUACCCUAUGGAUACACAACACUGCCCACUAAGAAUCGAAAGCUACGCUCACACGACAGCUGAUGUUGAUUAUAGAUGGAAGGGUGAGAUCGAAAUCGUGUCCAAACAAAUGGCACAGUUUGAUUUGUUGGGUAUCUCCACAGAAACGAAAGAUAGCACUAACAGUAAAGGAUCGUUUGCAAGGCUUGUAGCGAGGUUUCGGUUCCGUCGACGUCUCGAUUUCUAUGUGUCAUCUAUCUACGUCCCUGAAGUAAUUCUUGUUGUCUUGUCAUGGACGACGUUCUUCAUUACCCCGACAGCGGUCCCAGCAAGAACAGCGCUGUCAAUCACAACUAUUCUCACUACUAUACUCCUAUCAAGCUCUGUUAAUGCUAACAUGCCUAAGGUUAGCUAUAUGAAGGCGAUCGACCACUUCAUGCUCAUCUCAUUUGGAUUCAUCUUUGCUGCUUUGAUCGAGUACAUUUUAGUACUAAACACACCAAUGAGUUUUAGAGAAACCUUUCCGUCAAUAAAACGCAUGUUUUCCAAACCCAAGGAAUUACAGAGUCCUAAAAUGGACGCGCUAAUGGACAUGGAACAAGUAAGGACACCGAAAAGGAAAGCAAUCACGAAACCAAAGGUUCAUUGGAUUGAUCAAACGUCUAAAUAUCUGUUUCCUGUGGCUUAUGGGUUGUUUUUUUCGAUCUACUGGAUUCAUUACAAGCAAAUAAGCAACUAAUCAUCAAUGACAUGCGCAGUAUCAAUAGGCAUGUGCACCUAACUUCAAGACGUUGCCGCUGGGAAUCUAAAGCAACAAGGAAUUCCGGGACGCAAAGGAGUUCGGUUUUCGUUUAUUUUUGUAUUAAAAAAACAGAGGUGUAUCAUAAUCACACAAAUACAGGCUUACAAGCCAUGUGGGAUAGGCUCAAAAAACAUUAGCGAGCAURUGCAAUGGGUGAAAUUGACGCAUGCUCUUGCAAUGAUCACAGCUGACUCAUAAAAGACAUAAAAACUGAAUGAUCGAUCUAUACUUUAUAAAAAGUACCAAAAGUCCUUUCCGGCCUGGCCGUUGUACUUAUUAACAAAAAUAACUACUGUUUUCGAGUAUGUGUGUAUAUGAACAAAACUGACAUAGUGACUGAAAUGAUAAAGAUGUCCUAAAUUGACGUCUGAAAUGCAUGAACUAAAGCCAAACGGAAUCAAGAUUAAUGUUUUAUAUACUUCUUGAGCGGUAAGCUGGCAGUCACUGCGGGAAAGUUUGCAGAUGGAGUCUGAAGCUCAUCGUCAUUUGUUGUCAAGUGUGARAUAUCAAUGAAAAAAGUGCUUGGCAUGGUUUCUCGAUUGCGAAAUGCACUAAAACUGGACAUUUGCUCAGUAAAUUAAUUCCUCAGUCUGAAUCAAUGAAAUUAAAUAUCACUGACAUAACUAGCUGGAUGACUARAUAUACUUUAGUGCUAAUACUGGUCCACGGCUUUAUAAAAACCAAUAUGCAAUCAGGUGUGUCCUGAUGAGUCUACAUUGUUAUGGCGUAAAAAUCCUAUUCAAGAACUAUGUCCUCUAUAACGACCUCUAUUAGAAUAUCCUUAUAACCUUUUAAGGUAACUCUCUCAGUGGUUAAUCACUGUUAUCCUAUCUGAACAAGACAAACGUGUAAGARGUACUUGUGCGUUUUUGUGGCGUUUUGUGUUCUCAAUUAUAUUGGGAAAACAAUACUCAGUCGAGUCAAGGAGAGAACUAAGAAAAGAAUAUCGAUAAACGUUUGUAAACAGUCUUGUCUGGACAAGAAAAUAAAGCAUUGUUAAUUUUAUUUAA
This is a messenger RNA of Exaiptasia diaphana, 3366 nucleotides long. RefSeq names its product gamma-aminobutyric acid receptor alpha-like. Gene Ontology annotation, biological process: nervous system process; signal transduction; chloride transmembrane transport. The record is from RefSeq and is a predicted model, not a curated record. NCBI's taxonomy places the organism in Eukaryota, Metazoa, Cnidaria, Anthozoa, Actiniaria, Aiptasiidae. The transcript is spliced from 11 exons. Gene Ontology annotation, cellular component: membrane; synapse; neuron projection. The coding region runs from base 1043 to 2293 and encodes 416 amino acids. Gene Ontology annotation, molecular function: transmembrane signaling receptor activity; extracellular ligand-gated monoatomic ion channel activity; chloride channel activity.